Molecule: messenger RNA, 1155 nt
Organism: Lethenteron reissneri (Far Eastern brook lamprey)
Lineage: Eukaryota; Metazoa; Chordata; Hyperoartia; Petromyzontiformes; Petromyzontidae
Product: transmembrane protein 205-like
Source: RefSeq, a predicted model, not a curated record
CUCGGUUCGAACUUUGACCCCGAGCGCCAGGAGCUGGAUCUGUGCGUCCAGGUGUAUGCGACAAUGGCGAUGGAGGGCGAGCCGGGUUUUGUGGUGAAAUUCCUGUACCUCCUGACCCUCUCCACUGCGUGGGGCAUGGGGAUCUGGGUGACAUUCAUUUCAGGUCUCAUCAUGCGUCAGCACCUGCCGCGCAAGUGGCUGCGCAGCGUACAGGGCCUCCUCUUCCCCAUCUACUUCAUGCUCGGCUCGUGCUGCUCCAUCCUCAACCUCGCGCUCUUCGCCCUCUACCACCCGCGCGAGGCGCUCGAUACGCAGGAGGUGGUGCAGAUGUGGCUGUGGCUCGUGUCCGUGGUGAGCUGGGCUCUCAACGCGCGCUGGUUCAGCGACACAACCAUCACGAGCCUUGAGAAGAUGACCGCCAUAGAAGUAGAACACGGCAUUCUGGGACAAGAGCCCGCCCAACCGAUCAAUAAGGAAGGGCCGGCUUCCGGCCAAUCACAGAACGCGCAGGACAUGAAGGAGAAGUGUGCCCAGCUGGAGGAGCGCGACCAGAAGUACAGUCGCGCUGUCGGGCGAUUCCGUCGAUACCACAAGGCCUCCCUCUUCGCAAACUUCGUCAGUCUGGGCUGCACGGGGAUCAGCCUGGCACUCGUGGCACAGCACCUCGGAGCUCUCUGAAGAGGGGCCCGAGUUGGCGAGUGGCCAGGAGAGUGGCUGGAUAGGUAUAAGGGUGGAGCCAUGAGUAGAAGGGUGGGCUGGUGAGUGGGUAGGCAGGUGAUUGGGUGGGUAAGUGGGUGAGCAGGUGGGUGAGUGAACUGUUUUUAAGUGUUUAGUUUGUUGCUCUGACCCGCACCUCUGAUUAGCGCGGUUGGCAAUGUACGGUGCGAACGAAGUUCAACUAACAUACAUUUGGUGAAGGUGUUUGUAAAUGGGUGAGUGGGUCGGGAGAUGGGUAACAUUAGUGAGCACUGAAUGAGCAGUGAGUAGGUGGAUGAAAGCGCUGGGUCUUGUAGUUGUUUUUGAAGCACGUCUUGAUGCAUAUCUUUCUGUAACAUUCCGUUCAAUUUUUUACGUCCAAUUGAGGUCACUUUAACACUACUCCUAAUCGCACCCUCCCCAAAUCCCCAAUUGUGAAAAUUAAAACACUGAAUCAGA